Molecule: messenger RNA, 3442 nt
Organism: Cottoperca gobio
Lineage: Eukaryota; Metazoa; Chordata; Actinopteri; Perciformes; Bovichtidae
Product: zinc finger protein 436-like
Exons: 9
Coding region: 496-2781 (761 amino acids)
Source: RefSeq, a predicted model, not a curated record
GUCCUCCGGCCGGCGGCGGCAGCACUGAACGUGAAGCUGAGCAGCUGCAGAGCGAAGAAGACGUGCGCCAUGUUUCAUUUUCUCGAAAUUCACCUGCGCUUUACCGGAAUAAGAUGUGUUUUGGGUCCUUUACCGACGCCUGACAUCGACGUGAAUUCUCCUAACCGGAAGUUGAGAAGGUUGACAUUACUUUGGUGGGAUAUUAUUGUCAACAUUAAUUUCUUCUAACAACUUAAUUACCACUAUACGACAGAAAUGAGUGUUUCGCUGAGGCAGCCGUCCAGGACUGCGUUACGUUGUAUGACGCCUGCAUCAGAGCUAGCUAACACAGCUAGCAUCACGUUAAGCCAAAGUCAAAGCGGUGGGCUGCUCCUGGAGGAUUUCCGAACAUCGUCAAUCAGUUUGGACCUUUUUUAACGACUUGGUUCACCGUCCCUCUUCUGAAAACUACAGUGACGAGGCCCCGCGGAGACGUGUCCCCCUCAGCAUGAGGAGAUGAAUGGAGUGGAAGUGGAACAAAGACGAGACGACGGUCCGCAGCUUCCUGAAGGAAACAUCGAGACUUCCAAACAAAGCAGCCGAGCGUCAAACCGCCGUCACAGCUGUCCGGUAUGCAGCCGGGACUUCUCUCGUCCGUCUCGGCUGGAGGACCACAUGACCACGCACUCUGGAGAGAAACCGCACGGCUGCUCAGUGUGCGGGAAGCGCUUCACCAAGAAGGUGAACGUGGCGGUGCACCAGCGCGUCCACACCGGUGAGAAGCCGUACUCCUGCGCAGACUGCGGCGUCAGCUACGCCCAGCUGGGCUGCCUGCGCAGACACCGGCUACGACACACUGGCGAGAGGCCUCACCGCUGCCCGGUGUGCGGCCACGGCUUCAUUCAGCGGCGGCAUCUCGUACAACACGAGCGCACGCACACCGGAGAGAGGCCGUUCGGCUGCCCGCUCUGCCCCAAACGCUUCGCCUCCAGGACGGGCCUCAGCGAGCACCAGAAGAGCCACGCAGAGGGGAACCUGCGCUCCUGCUCCGUCUGCCACAAGGUCUUCUCCACGCCGUCGUCCUUCAGGGACCACGUGAGGCUCCACAGCGGACAGCAGCCGCACCGCUGCUCGCUCUGCGGCAAGAGCUUCAACCGGCCCGGCCUGCUGAGGAAGCAUCUGCAGAAACAUGGCGAGCAGCGCGAGGCUGCGGCGGGCAGCGAGGAAACGCUUCACCGCUGCUUCCUGUGCCACAAAGAUUUCUCCAGCGCUGCGAAGCUGCAGCAGCACCUGCAGCUCCACGAGGGGGCGCCGCGAAGCUUCCCCUGCGACAUCUGCGGUCGAGGGUUCGGCCGAGCGUCCCGGCUGAGGGAGCACGUGCGCUCUCACACCGGAGAGAAACCCUUCCAGUGCGACGUCUGCAAGAAGCGCUUCUCCAUGCAGAGAGUGUUCAGGAGGCACCAGGAGAUCCACCGCAGGGGGGGGGGGCCCCGCCGCCGCCAGCUCCACGCUGCAGGACUCAGACAACGAGCAGCUGAGCAGCUCAGUGAGGCCAAGGUGAGGCCGGAAGACGAAGAAGACGAAGAAGAAGAAGAAGAAGAAGAAGAAGAAGAAGAAGAAGAAGAAGAAGAAGAAGAAGAGGCGGUGCGUUCACUGACCGUCGGGGGUCCCGGCAGCGUGAAGAAGCUCCACAGCUGCUCCGUGUGUGGGAAGAGCUACACAAGGCCGUCCAGACUCCGAGAGCACUUGAAGAUCCACGUGGCGGAGAAGGUGCACCGCUGCUCGCUGUGCGCCAAGUGCUUCACCAGCAGCACCAACCUGAGGGCUCACGAGAAGACGCAUAUGGCCCACAAACCUCACGCCUGCAGCGUCUGCCCCAGGAGCUUCCUCCGGCCUUGCCUGCUGCGCAAACACAUGAGGAUCCACAUCCGGGACGGGCUUGUGCCCCAGCCCGCUGACGGGGAGUUCUGGUUCCACAUGAAGACUGAGGACGAGGAGGAGAUGAUGAAGAGGGAGGAGGAAGAGGAAGGUCUGAACGAGCAGGAGUCGGGGGAUCUCUGCCCCCCUGCAGAGUCCAGAGCCCCCCCCGGUCACCAGGAGGACGGCUCGCUGUGGCGGGAGGACGAGGGGGACGAGGACGGAGACGUCAGCGGGCUGAUCAACUCUGACGGGGAGGAGGAGGCCUGGACGCCGGCGCUGAUCGAACAAGAUGGCCGCUCAGAGGUCGUGCCAGGCGGCGAGGGGCAGAGUAAGCACUGCUGUCCCGUCUGCGGUCGAGACUGUUUCAAAGCGUCGGCGCUGCAAAAGCACCUGAGGAUCCACUCGGGCGAGCGGCCCUUCCAGUGCCCCACCUGCAGGAAGAGCUUCACCCAGCAGGUCCACAUGACGGAGCACCAGAGGAUCCACACCGGGGAGAAACCCUACACCUGCACCGCCUGCGACAAGAGCUUCACCUUCUCCAGCGCGCUGCGCCGCCACCAGCGGCUGCACACCGAAGCCCGGCCAUACCAGUGCUCCAUCUGCCAGAAGACCUUCAAACAGCAGAGCUCGCUCAAGAGCCACCAGCUCACGCACUCGGGGGUCCGCUACCAGUGUCCGCUCUGCAGCAAGAGCUUCAGCCGCGCCCUGGAGCUCACCUACCACGUGGACAUGCACGCCGACACGCGGCCGUACUUCUGCAACAUCUGCAAGAAGAACUUGAGCGGAGCCCGGAUCUUCCGCAACCACAUGAAGAAACACGAGUCGGCAAACUCGCCGCUGCCGCGAGCAGGACCAGCGGAGGGCGAGAGGCUGUCUCCGUGACGACGCCUCAGCACCAAUCGUGUAUGGGAGUCUCCAGGUAACCGUGACGUCACGAGAGACGGGGGCGCUCGGGACGAGUUUCAAUCUGAAUGUUUUUUAUUGUAGCACCAAAAGAAACUUGAGUUUGUUUUUUAAUCUAAUCAAAGAAAAAGUGAAGGAGUCGUAAAUAUUCUCAUUGUUUCUGAGCUGCAUCACGCUGUUAGCCUAGCUUAGCAUAAAGACUGAAGGCUGUCCACUUUAACGCCCACGGGUUCAGGUAAAGUCAGAGUGAACAUUUUAUUUAAGAUAUUUAAACAAUCUUUGUACAUGUGUGCUUCUGAAUGUUGUUUUAAAACAUGAAGCUUUUACGUUUUUAUAUUUGGUGCUUCAAACUGUUUUGACAGAUUUGACUUUUGACCCCACUUGCUUCCCAUAUGAAGCCCAGCCUUCAGUGCCUUGCUCAAGGACACGUCAGAAGGUUUGUAUUGAAGGGUCCGCUGCUGACUGUCCGUCAGAGUCCUGCAGGUGAAACCAAAGUAGUGAAUUUAAUUAUUGUAGAAAAAGAUCUUCAAACUUUCUGUCAUCGAGUGUUUAAAACAUCUGGAAAAUAAAGUGAAUUAAAGAUGUAAACAAUAUAAACGUAUUUAAUCCAGUUGACAGAAUAAAGAAUCCUGUUAUCGUA